Messenger RNA from Cryptomeria japonica (Japanese cedar), 582 nucleotides. RefSeq names its product cis-zeatin O-glucosyltransferase 2-like. NCBI's taxonomy places the organism in Eukaryota, Viridiplantae, Streptophyta, Pinopsida, Cupressales, Cupressaceae. The record is from RefSeq and is a predicted model, not a curated record. The coding region runs from base 1 to 582 and encodes 193 amino acids. The transcript has a single exon.
AUGGCCGGAGAUGGAAGUGAUGCGAGAAUGCGAGUGGUCGUGGUGCCACUCCCCGCACAGGGGCACCUCAAUCAGCUCCUUCAUUUCUCCAGAGCUAUCGCCCAACGGGGAGCAAGUAUAUCGUUCGUGGCCACCUCCACCCAUAUUCACCAAGUCCGCCAGCGUGUUCAGGGAUGGGAUCUUCACAAGUUCGAUAUUCAUUUCGAGGAAUUGCCCAUGCCUCAUGUCACGGGUGAAGAGCUCGAUGUUCAGAGUACUAAUACGUUUCCGCUUCACUUGAUUCCUCUGUUUGAGGCUGUGGAGGAUCAGCUAGGGUUUCAUGUCGAUCAGCUACUGCACACUAUCUGCUCCGAAAACAGUAAGAGAGUACUUAUUGUCUACGACGCAUCUAUGGGAUGGAUUCAAACGCUGGCUACCAAAUAUUCAAUCCUUGCCUAUAUCUUCAGAUCCACUAGCGCUUAUUAUAACCUGAGGAGGAAGCAGGUACGUGAUGAGACAUGGGAUUUGCCUGAAAGAUUGAUAAAAUAUUCAAGGCGCCAAAGGUCUCUGUUAGGGCCUGCCAAGGGAAGGGAUAUAUCAUAA